UUUAGUUUAUCAAUUUGUCACGCGCUGGCGUAUUUACAUAGAAAUAGAAUGCGUUUGACUCAUAAUUGUAAAAUGUAAAUGUUCUUUCAUUCCCUCAGUGUAUCUGAUAACUGGGAAGAGAACAGAGGGAGGGGCAGAAGUGACAGGAGGAGGAGUGUUAAAACAGAUGAUAGACCAAGGUAUGAAAGGUUCCUCCUGAAUCUAAAGGAGCAACUGCUCUAUUGUAUCUGUGCUUGGCUAAAUGAAAUGACAACUUGAUACGUUUGAUAGCAAGGAAACCACAUUUCCAGCUGCACUUGUGUGCAGGUCGGGUUGUCAUAGGAAUCACUAAACUCAGGUAGGUAGUCCAGGAUUACUCCGCUGUAUCGUACUCAGCAGGAAAUACUGCACCAUGCUUGUACAAGAAAUAAGACCAAUGGCCUUUAACAGGGCAGCAAAAUCAAGGAGUUUGGGUCGACACUGUCUUCGACAACUUAAACUAGCUCGAUGGGUCAAGCACUGUGGAGGCUGCCUCCCCGACAACAGCAGCAGCUUCAGGAAGAGCUUGCAGACCGACUGGCUGACCGAGGAGAAGGAGGAAGACAAGAGCAAGGGAGUGAUGGAGGUCCCCAGAAAAGAGCUCCUCAGCAGUGUUAUGGCCCCGAUAUCUACCAUCUGCUGAGAACACGCAUUGGAGGUAGGGAACGCCAUGGUUGUAUAGAUUUGGAGAUGUUGCCACCUGAAUUAGGCAUCACCAUACUGUCUUACCUGAAUGCUACUGAUCUAUGCCUGGCUGGCUGUGUGUGGCAGGACCUGGGAAAUGACGAAUAUCUUUGGCAGGGGCUGUGUAAGUCCACAUGGGGACACUGCUCAAUCUACAACAGAAGACUACCUGCUGGUUUCUCAUAUAGAAGACUAUACCUACAGCUAGAUGAAGGCAGCCUGACAUUCAACGCUAACGUACAGGAGGGUAUCAGUUAUUUCAUGUCCAAAGGUAUACUCGUGGAUCAUCCGACAGAGCUGGCUAAAUUCAUCUUCUACACUAGACGGCUCAACUGGAAGAUGCUGAGGAUUUACCUGGAUGAGAGGCGGGAUGUUCUGGACGAGUUGGUGACCCUCCAUAACUUCAGUAACCAGUUCCUCCCCAACGCUCUGAGGGACUUCUUCAGACACAUCCAUGCACCAGAAGAGAGAGGAGAGUACCUGGAAACCCUCAUCACCAAGUUCAGCCACAGGUUCUGUACCUGUAACCCCGGCCUGGUCCGAGAGCUGGGCCUCAGUCCUGAUGCUGUGUAUGUGCUGUGCUACAGUCUGAUCCUGCUGUCCAUCGACCUGACCAGCCCCCAUGUCAAAAACAAAAUGUCCAAGAGGGAGUUCAUCAGGAACACUCGCCGAGCAGCACAUAAUGUCUCGGAUGACUUUGUGGGCCACCUCUAUGACAACAUAUACCUGAUUGGCCACGUGGCUGCGUAGCUCCAGUCCAAAUCCUCAUACUGCACUGAAGAAUAGGAAUUUGGGAUUGGGUUCCUACACAUGUCUGGAAAGUAUGGAACAUUGUGGAAACGGAUAUUAACAAUUUUCACAACAACCAUUAAAUCUUACUAGAAAGGUGAGACAAACAAAUAAAGUCCACCACUGCACUGUGAGAGACUGUGCUAUCGAAUAUUAGGAAUGUUAUUAGAUUUUUAUCAGAGAAACAUAUGAAAUGUCUUUAAAACCCAGUCACUGCAAAGAAGGAGGUUUUAAAGUGGAACCAUGAAGACGAGCUCUGAUACUGCACUGACGGAUGGAGAGUACUGAUUGGUGGAGGGAGGAGGAGGAGGAGGAGGAGCACUGCCCUCAGCCUGUCACAGAUGUUGGCACAGUCCUGCUGACUUCCUAUUGGACAGCUGCUUCACGUUCACCAGUAGGACACAUUCUUGUAGGAAGUGACACAGGACCUAAUACAAGGCUAACGCAAGAGCACUCACUAAUAUCACUCGUAGCAUUUAUCAGUGUAACUAAUGACAAAGGUACAUUGGAGCUGUUCAGCUGAUCAGUUGACCUUGAUACAUUGUCCAGGGGAAACAACCAGAAUGUCCAAGUGUCAAGAUGAAGCUAGAUCUGGUUUUCUGUGGCUCAUACUACUUGUUUUUUUGUUUUCCACUUUAUGAGUAUAAUGAACAACACAACAACAAUUUUAAUGUAAGAACAUUUUCGGAUUAUUAUUAUCUUUAAUCUCUCUUACUUUUUUUCUUUUGAGGUUUGCUUGUAUGUGUUCCAAGUCAGAGUCGCCAAACUGCACAAACGUGACGUAAAUGGCUUGUUUCAGUCUGAGGGAUGUCACCUGUUCAUGAGCAGGUGUGCGCUUGUGUGAUUAGGAAAUUAGCAGAAUUGACGGCCCUAAAAUUGCCAUAAAAAGCGACCUGUUCCACUCUGUGGGCAGGUUUCAAUCGCAAACAAAGAGUCAAAUGAAGAAGCUCUGCCGUCAGAAAUAUUCCAAUAAAAUCUCAAAUACAAAUGAUGAUGAUAAUGUGAUGGACAGAAUAUGAAUUUUGCAUUUUAUUUUAGUUAAUUUUGGUCUCAUAUUCAAACUCCACAUUCAUUCAGAUUAAGGCUUUAUUAAUCUAAAAUGAUUUAACGAACAAGUAAAUCCUGAAAACUGCAUAAAUAUACAUCUCAUGGUGACACAUGUGAAAGGAAAAUGUUAUAUGCACUUAGUAUUUACAGUAAUGCUGGAACCAGCUAAUAUUUUGUGCAAGAUUUUGUCCAGAUUAUGAUUGAAAUUGAAUGUAUUGAUAUACAUGGGAAAUGUAUAAUCACAGUGCUCUGGAGGUGACAUGCUUCUUGUACAUCAGAUAGAGCACAGCAGCUUCUAUGUUAGCUGCUUUAUGAGGAUGCUAAAAGUAUUUGUGAAGGUUUGUGAUGGACCUGGUUGUAAUUCUGGCAUCUUUAUCAAGGAAAUGGCUAAAGUCAAGUGUAGAGGAAGACGAUGUGAAGUGAGGUAAAAUAAGGGAUUUGUAUCAAGUCAUGCUGCAGUGUUGAUUGUUUAAUUGACACAGAAGGACACAACCACUGGCUGAAGUCUGUGGACGACAGUGCAGUAAAUUGUAUGAGGUUCAUGAAGUUCUUCUGUUUUAAAAAAUAUUAGUGCUAUAAUUUAUAAUAUUUUUGCACACUGCACACUCAUUUACCCCCAAUAACCACAGCUUUACCAUUUUUUAUCAAAACUAAAACAUUGCUGCCAUGACAAUAAUCCAUCAAUUUAAAUUAGGCACGUAGAUAUAAAGACUCUAAAACACUUUGUUUUAGAGUUUAGAUUUGCUUUUAAUGGAGUUUUGUAUUAGUGGAAGCCUGUUACUGUACACAUGUAGGGCAGCACUACAGCAGAGAAGGUGUGGCGUCUGUAACAGCCAAUCUGGAGAAAUGGAAGUGUGCAAUAAACUUGAAUCAGGACAUAAUGAAGACUUCAAACAUUCAGAAAUGUGACAUAUUUUCAGCUGUUGCAAUGAUUCCCAUCAGAAUGCAGCAUGAUAUUCACUCUGUGCUCGUAGCUUCGAAGCCCAGCAGCUAGCAUGUAGCCACAGCUAACAGUGAGGUCAGUGAUCACAGUGGCCACUGAAUGUAACCAUAGGAACAGACAGCAGUUUUUUAAUUAAGGGGUUAUAUCCUAACCUUGAUAGCUAGCUAUAUCAACCAACAUUCAUUUAUCUUUGGAUUUGUUCUCUAUCCUAUCAAAUUCUGUUGUAAGAUCCUCUUCAUUAGAUUGUAACAUUAUUACUAUUGGAGAUAUAUUAUUGCUGAUGCUGCACACUGAUUUAGAACUAGAACAUCAUUGUUUUCUUGUUGUUGUGGUUACUAGAAGACUGUAUGACUGACACAAUGUACUGAGGAACUGUCCCAAAUGUCGGCCUCAUUAAAUCUGGGUUUGAUUUUACUCACAUGUUUCAACCACCUGCAGUUAUACAUGUUGAGCUAUGAAAAGGUAAACAGUGUACGUUCUUAGACCGUAAUGAUGCAUCUAUUUCAUCUGUUACACUGAGUGAUGCACAUUCAGUUCAGGGAUAUGUCUGGUUCCUCUUCCUCACUCGAUGAAGGUGCAGAGAUGUGUUUCCUUUCUCUCCACUGUAAAGUUUGGUAAAUACAAUACAUGGAUGGGAAAGUGAUUACAGACACUUAACAAUUCUCAGCUACAGUUUAAAUGAGGAUGAAUAAAUGUCUCAAAACUGAUGCUGGGAGAACACUUA
This is a messenger RNA of Cottoperca gobio, 4205 nucleotides long. It is a transcript of the gene fbxo8, whose product is annotated as F-box protein 8. The transcript has 8 exons. Gene Ontology annotation, molecular function: guanyl-nucleotide exchange factor activity; protein binding. Gene Ontology annotation, biological process: regulation of ARF protein signal transduction. The record is from RefSeq and is a predicted model, not a curated record. Lineage: Eukaryota; Metazoa; Chordata; Actinopteri; Perciformes; Bovichtidae. Bases 487 to 1452 code for a protein of 321 amino acids.